This is a messenger RNA of Labeo rohita (rohu), 3801 nucleotides long. RefSeq names its product Rho guanine nucleotide exchange factor (GEF) 7b (gene arhgef7b). Bases 135 to 2705 code for a protein of 856 amino acids. The record is from RefSeq and is a predicted model, not a curated record. NCBI's taxonomy places the organism in Eukaryota, Metazoa, Chordata, Actinopteri, Cypriniformes, Cyprinidae. Gene Ontology annotation, molecular function: protein binding; guanyl-nucleotide exchange factor activity. Gene Ontology annotation, biological process: intracellular signal transduction. The transcript has 22 exons.
AGAGCCCUCGCUCCAGAUAUCCUGCUGCUGCUGCUGCUGCUGCUGCACUACACGGGCUAUCUGUCAUUUCAUACAGCCUGCAUAUUCGUUUGCUUAUGGAUUAUCGCUUUUGAGCUUUAGACGCAUAUGAGGUCAUGAAUUCGGCUGAACAGACUAUCACAUGGUUAAUAACGCUGGGUGUCCUAGAAUCACCCAAAAAGACACUAUCGGACCCCGAAGGCUUUUUACAGGCAUCUCUCAGAGAUGGAGUGGUUUUGUGUAAACUGCUGGAACGACUGCGACCCGGUUCGGUUCACACGAUCUAUGAGGACCCGAGGAAAGACGAGUGUUUGAGUAAUAUCAGAGAGUUUGUGAAAGGCUGUGGAUUAUAUCACAUAGAGGUAUUUGAGGCCAAUGACUUGCUUCAGGGCCAGAACUUCUCCAAGGUCUUGAAUUGUUUGGUUGCACUCAACAAAGCAACUUCAGAGUCCGGUGGUGAGAGUAAUUCUGUGUGUUCUCGUCACUCGUCUUCUCUUCGGAUCAAGUCCUUUGACUCGAUCAACUGUUCGUUCACUCACAGGAGAUCAUCCAGACUCAAGUACAACCAGUACCGCAGUCUGGACAUGUCUGAGAACAGUGCCCCUCAGGUGCUGGUGAAAGCGCGGUUUAACUUCCAGCAGACCAAUGAGGAUGAGCUGUCCUUCAAUAAGGGUGACAUCAUCCAGGUGACACGCCAGGAAGAGGGUGGCUGGUGGGAGGGGUCUCUCAAUGGCAAAACCGGCUGGUUUCCUAGCAACUAUGUCAAAGAGAUCAAAGGCUCUGACAAACCUGUGUCACCGAAGUCUGGAACGUUGAAGAGUCCACCCAAGGGCUUUGAGACCUCUAACUUCUGCAAGACUUACUACAAUGUGGUGGUUCAGAAUAUCGUACAAACUGAGACAGAGUAUUGUAAGGAGCUGCAAACUCUCCUCUCAACGUAUCUGAGGGCAUUACAGCCCACUGACAGGCUCAGCGUGUCAGAUAUCAGUCACAUCAUGGGAAAUCUAGAGGAGAUCAGCUCAUUUCAGCAAACACUGGUGCAUUCACUGGAGGAAAGCGUCAAAGUUCCAGAGAGUCAGCAGAGGAUAGGAAGCUUCUUUCUGUCCCUCAUUCCUCAGAUGAGGAGUCUGUAUGUGACCUACUGCUCCAAUCAUCCAUCUGCGGUUAACGUUCUCACACAACACAGUGAGGAAUUAGGAGAGUUUAUGGAAAGUAAAGGUGCGAACAGCCCUGGAAUCCUCACACUCACCACGGGCCUGAGCAAACCCUUCCUGAGACUGGAAAAAUACCCUACACUACUGAAAGAGAUGGAGCGCCACAUGGAGGCGCUUCAUCCAGAUUAUCCGGACAUUCAGAAGAGCAUGACAGUAUUUAAAAAUCUCUCAGCCCAGUGUCAGGAAGUGAGGAAGAGGAAGGAACUUGAGCUGCAGAUUUUAAUGGAGUCUAUUCGGGGAUGGGAAGGGGAGGGCAUUAAGACCCUGGGCUCUGUCCUCUACAUGUCUCAAGUUCUCAUCCAGAACCACGGCGCCGAGGAGAAGAAUGAGCGAUACCUUUUGCUGUUUCCUCAUGUUCUUCUAAUGUUGUCUGCUAGUCCUCGAAUGAGUGGUUUCAUCUACCAGGGAAAGCUGCCUCUGACUGGAAUGGCUGUAAAUAAAAUAGAGGACAGUGACACCACAAAAAAUGCUUUCGAAAUAUCUGGAAAUAUGAUCGAGCGGAUCCAGGUGAUCUGUAACAACCAGCAAGAUCUACACGACUGGGUGGAUCAUCUACACCGGCAAACCAAACGCACUUCAACCAGCAGCUUGAAACCACAGAAUGUUCCCUGCCAUACGCUGCCGUCUCACCCUCUCACCCCGUCCAGACACUCAGAGAAUCGAGGUGUGAGUGGAUCUCCAGUGUACCACACUCUUCCUCACCUCUCUUCACUUGGAACCCCUCACAGCGGUAUGAUGUGGGGGCCCCUCGAACCCCCCAAAACCCAGAAGCCCUGGAGUCUCAGUUGUCUCCGACCCGCACCACCCCUAAAACCCUCAGCUGCAUUGUGUUACAAAGAGGAUCUCAGUAAAAGUCCCAAAAGUAUGAAGAAGCUUCUGCCCAAACGAAAACCUGAAAGGAAGCCAUCUGAUGAGGAAUUCGCUGUGAGAAAAAGUACUGUAGCUUUGGAGGAGGAUGCUCAGAUUCUGAAAGUGAUCGAAGCAUACUGUACAAGCGCUAAAACACGGCAAACACUAAACUCAACAUGGCAGGGCACUGAUUUGAUGCAUAAUCAUGUGCUGGCUGAUGUUGACCAAUCGUGUGUGGAUGCUGUGGGUUGCCGUAGCAGCGGAUUUCCCUCCUCUGAUCAAUCCGAAGACUCGGACUAUGACAGUAUAUGGAUAACUCACACUAACAGAAUGGGUUCUAUGUCCCGAUCAAGGAAGGAAUCAGGGCCACAUAUGCUUUUUCCUGAAGAGGAGAAAAUCAUUGUGGAAGAGACAAAGAGCAAUGGUCAAACUGUAAUCGAAGAAAGGAGUCUGGUGGAUACAGUUUAUGCCUUGAGGGAUGAGGUUCAAGAACUUAAGCAGGACAACAAGAGAAUGAAACGAACUCUUGAGGAAGAACAAAAGGCACGGAAAGAGCUGGAGAAGAUUGUCAGGAAAGUGUUAAAGAGUAUGAACGACCCGUCCUGGGACGAGACUAAUUUGUGAGCCCAUCUGUGCAUUUCUAAAUGAAAACUGCAUCUGAUAAUUGUGUGUAGUUGAGUGUAGUAUCAGUCUUAACUCCUGACCAAAAAUACUUGUAAAUAUUGUGACAAAACUGGACUCGAUCCCUGCAGUCACAGUAUUACGCCUUUUAAACCUGAUCCUUUUCAAGCCUUUUUUGUUUGUUUGUUUGUUUGUUUGCCAGUGCCAAUUAUCUAGUUCAUUUUCAGAUAUGCUGAUGAUAAAGAAAUGUAUUGAGCCUGGACAUCAUCUAUCAGAAACGUCUUGUCAGGAUCAGGUGUGGUCUGGCAAAGCUGCCAAAAUAAUUGCAGUUUGACCAUUUAGCUCACCGUCACAGAUGUCAUUGGUUCCUAGUGUAAAACUAGGAGUCUCAGGGAUGAUAGACACACUGUACCUACAAAUAUUGCCGGGCCUGCAUCACUGCCUGCAUCCUUUGACAUUUUCAAUCAUUAGCCAAUAUGUUCAAUAAGUGAUGACAUUCAAUAGGAUUUUUUCCAAUGGAAAACCUUGCAAUACAAUACUGGAGACAAUUCUGAGGGAACUAGUCUUAUUUUUAGAUUUUUUUUUUUUGGCUUGUCAUUUCAAAGUUGCUUUUACAAUAACCUCAGUUUUAAUUUCGUCCGGUUGCUCUUUUUGCACCUUGCAGCUUGUAUCUUUUUUUUACUUUUAUGAUGAUCCUCUACACUAAUUGUGCAUUCACAGACCUUUUUUGUUUUGUACAGAAAUAAUCCUUUAUUGUAUUUAAUGCUCAGAAAUGUGCCUUUUUGGUGAAAAAUGAAAAAGAUUUACAGAACUUUGUCAGCAUUUCUAGCUCUGUCAGCAUUUCAAAGAACCUUUUAAGAAAAAUGUAUGCAAGAGUGAUUUUAAAUUAACACUGAAUCUGUGGUUGGAAACUGACGGAUUGAGAGUCGUCUAUGUUGUCUGUCUAAUUUAUGUAUUUAAAUGAAAUAUUGUCUACUGCUAAAUGACUGUGUAUUGUGAAAUUUCCAGAUAACCUCAACUACUUUUUCUUCCCAAAGCACUCUCUCUAUCUUACUCUUUCUUGCUGAUUGAAUUAAAUAAAUACAAAUUCUUACUGUGA